Symbiodinium necroappetens is the source of this 7823-nucleotide messenger RNA. NCBI's taxonomy places the organism in Eukaryota, Dinophyceae, Suessiales, Symbiodiniaceae. The record is from the annotation of a GenBank genome assembly.
GCGGCCACACCUGUGCGACCGAGAUCGGAGUUUGAUGAGUGGAAUCGUCACGACUGGGCCUCGGAGGCUUCGUCGUGGGAAUGGUCUGGGCACGCAUGGGACGAAGGAGGACGGGAUGAUCCGUGGUCCUCCUAUUUGGACUCUCAGCAACCGGGUUGGAGGGAACGUCGUUACAGUAACUGGGCUUGGGAGCAUGAUUCGAGUGACGCAGGUCUGGAGCAGACACCGGAAGGCGCGGAAGUUCCUUUGCCACGCCUCCUGGAUGACAGCUACAUUCGAAGUCCCAAGCCUCCAGACAGACGCCGUUCCUUACGAGCCCAAUGGGAUGAGGGAGACAGGAGCCAUGAACCAAGGGUCCAGCAAGAUCCUCAGCAUCCUGUACCCGAUCAUCCCCAAGUUCCUGAUGCCGCGCUUUGUGGUGACCAGACAGUAUAUCCUAGGCAAGAUCAUCAGCAUCCUGUACCUGAUCAUCCCCAAGAUCUCCGUUGUAAGGAAUAUCCCAGGCAAGAUCGUACGCAUCCUGUACCUGAUCAUCCCCAAGAUCGCGAUCCUACAGUAUAUCCGAGGCAAGAUCGUCAGCAUCCUGUACCUGAUCAUCCCCAAGAUCAUCGUUCGGCAGUAUAUCCCAGGCAAGAUCGUCAGCAUCCUGUACCUGAUCAUCCCCAAGAUCCACAGGGCCUUAGUAGUGGUGCCGUGCUCAAGGGUGAUGGUCGUCAGAUGGUUCAGGGAGCAUCUCGUGAUGGUGGAGGGUCACAUGAAGCACCUGGGGUCAAUGUCUCAGACGACAAGGGCAGCCGUCGGGGUGAAGGAGGUUCCAGUUAUUUGUGAAAGCUGGAAGGACUAUUGGCGUGCCGUUGAGUUCUGGCUGGCGUCGGAGGGCGUGAACCUUCCACCUGCAGUUCGCAGUUCCAGGCUCAUGCAACAGUUGAAGGAGAGAGCGGCGAAGAUUGUGAACCACCUGGCGGUCGAGGACGUGGCCUGCGACGACGGUGUGAACAUUAUAAAGCGCGAGAUGGAGAAGUCGCCCAUCAUUCGGCUGCUGGAGCACAAGGAGGUGGAUCGCAAAAGGCAAAAGUUCAUGCGUUUGGCUCGUCUGCCAGGCGAGUCAUUGGAGAGCUUUAUCAAUAGGGCCUCGAUCUAUCGCCACGAGAAUGACCAGUGCCAGAACUACAAGGUUGGCUCCAAGUUUUACCUGGGUCACUUGUUGGACGCGGCGAAGCUGACCAGAAAGGAUGAGGCCCUGGUGAAGACGGCGGCUGGCGGUCUCAAUGAUGAGACGAAGGUCGUUAACGCCUUGCUGGAGCUCGCGGACCAGUUGGAAGGCAUGCCGGGCUUUGCAAUUGGAAGGGGAGAACCUGAUAUGCCGGAUGAGGAUGAGUAUCUGGUUCAGAAAAGAAGACAGGAUAAGCCGGAGCGAGAACGCCCUGGCCGUGGACGAUGGGAGCCGCGACCUCAUCGGCAUGAUCGCUCCCGCUCGCACAAGGACAAGCGCACUGGGAGGUUCAAGAAGUGGAAACAGGUUUUUCAUGCUAUGCUUCGUGAAGAAAGUGAUGGUUCCUCUUCUUCUUCGGGAUCCUUGAGCGAGGAAUCAGAGGGCCCCACGGGCCUGUUGGAAGAUGGUGACGAGGAAGAGUCACCAUCGAGCCGCGAGGAUCCUUCCGAAGGACAUGCGGCUCCGGCUGAAGUUUUCGCUCAAGAGUACAAGGCCAGGCGCAAAGUCAACGAGCCGAAGAAGAUGCGGCAGUACUUCCAGAAGGGCUCCAAUCAGGAGCGAACUCAAGCUUGGGUCAAGGAGCAGCAGAAGCGGGAACCUUGUUUUUUGUGUCAGAAGCUGGGGCAUUGGUCGCAAGAAUGCCCUUUGCGGAAAAAGGGUGGCAGCAAGUCCCACCCGGUUCAUGUCACAGCGGGCCCCAUGCGCACGGACCCGGACCAGUGGAGCCUUCUCGAAGCCAUUGCGGAAUACACAGCGGAUGUGCCAAGGGUUUCUUCAGAGCAUGUGUGUUGUGUUACCAGUACCAUCGAGAGCAGCCUCAUGGAUCAUGAGAUUUUCUGGUCUAUGCGAGAGUUGAGCAGCAGUUUGAUUCUUGAUUUGGGUUGCAUGAAGUCGGUGGCGGGUACCAAGUGGGUGAAUCAGCACAUUCAACGACUAAAGGAGUUGGGCAGGUGGAUGAAGGCGGUUCCCGAGAACGAGAGCUUCAGGUUUGGUGAUGGGCAUGAGUUGCGCAGCUCGUAUUCGUUCAUGUUUGAGGCCACGUUGAUGGGGGUGCAAGUGAUUAUUCGCUUAUCCGUCGUCCCCGGAGAGAGACUCCUCAUGUAUUUGAUCCUCCAGUACCUGUGCAUCUUGAAGCAGCCCGUCGACGUCGUCUACCACUUUGUCUACCGGUACAUUGAGGCCCCCGCCAGGACCGCCGAGCACCAUCGCCUGAACACGGACGGGUCAGGAGACGAGGCCUUCAGCCAGGCGCUUCACGAGAGUUUCUCCGACUGGAGUCGCAUCGAGCCCGAGAAGGAGAAGGAUUCCCCGGUUCGGGCCAAACCAGGAUCCUUGAGGGCCUCUCUGGCCAGAGAUCGUCGAGCAGCUCGGUCCAAGUCCGCGGACAAGGCUCGAUCAAAGUCGUCAGAGAGACAGGUGCGUGUGAAAAAGGCCGACAAGGGGCUCAACAGCAAAGCGGUGCCCACGCCGAGAGGAGCCCCACCGUCGAGAUCGUCGAGGGCGUCUGCCCCGAGCACCCCGGCAAGGAUGGAAGCCUGGACAGUGGACCGUUUGAAGGCCCAGGCGGCGGAACUCGAGACACGUUUGUGGAACCACAUGGACCCCACCAGCAUCGAUACGCCCGGCUCCAAGAAGACAAAGGCGUAUUGGGUGCAGAGAGUGACGGAUCUGGAGGAGGAGUGGGAGAAUUGCCAGCGCGAGCCGAUGGAGACCGAGGAGCUGGAGGAGAAGGGGCUGGUCAAGGUGAGCUCGAGUGGCGAAGACGACUCACCCACUCCAACGAUGCCGAAGCGAGCCACUCGCCGAGAGAGCCCCAGUCGGGCCAUGGUGAGAGUGGACCCGAAAGCUUCCGAGAUGCUAGAAGCGACGCGAGUGGAGACCAGGGGGAGGGCAUCUACCGAACCCCCCGAGGAGGAGAAGAUCACCAAGACGAGAGCAGCCAAGGGGAAGGGCGCAAUGAAAGUGCACGCCUUAACGGAUCACGUGGCCCCGUUCCCCUCCCUGUCCAACAAGUUUUCGGACGAUGUGGUGAUCAACUUGAUGCUCAGCCUGCAGAAGCAGCUCUUUGCCUUCAAGUGGAAGACGUUUGUGUGGAUGCUGAGGGUAAAGAAAGCGAUCCGGAACGAGUUCGGGCCCGAAGCUCGAUGGCAGCUUUGCAACGACCCGAAGAUCGCGCACCUGCACCUCCCUCGGCCUUCGCAACUUGAGAUGGCUGGCUGGCUGGCUUUGGCGGCUUCAUGGCAGUAUGGUUUGGUGAUGAUGGAGGUCUUCCACUCGGGAACACCAUGGCAUCGACCAGGUGAAGAACGUCGAUGGAAGGUGGAAGGACCUCUAUGGGAUCAUAUCGCCCCGCCCUCCUUCAAGGACUGUAGCAAGAUGAUGGAGCAACUUCGUCAAGUGCGGCCCAAUGUUUUGAUCAUUGGUCCUCCCCGAGGCCCCUGGUCAUCCUGGUUGCAAGAAAAGGAGAAGAUGAAGGAUGACCUUAAGGCCCGAUAUUGGCCCAUGUGGAACAUGAUCGAAGAGAUGUGGCACUAUCAGCAGGCUCAUGGACGCCUAGUUUUGCUACAGGUUCCGGCGAGGAUGAUGCCGCCGGGACCCGACGAGAUGAGGCAACUGCGCCACAUCUACUUCGACAAGCACCCCUCGGCCGAGAAGGUGACGGUGAAGGAGGAAGGCGGGGAGCGAACGCCAUGUUAUGCCACUCGAGUGGAUUUGUGUCAAUGGGGAGCUGUGGAUCCCUCGACCCAGAAGCCCUACAAGAGAGCUUGCCGAGUUGAAGUAAACGAUCCUUGGUGGUGUUCGCAGCUGGCAGGUGGAAGCUUGUGCCAGCAUGGUCCCGGAGCCCAUCAAGAAGUCUCUGGAUGCACUAAGGACGAGGCCGGGAAUUCUGUCAGCAGGGCCGUUCGCGCCCAGCAAUGGCCAUCGCCUUGGGCCCAGAAGGUCUUGGACUCGAGCCAAGAGACUUUGGAGCUGAGAAAAGGGCCUCCAACUCACUGCGUGUGGCAUCAAGAGUGCGCUGACGGUGCCGAGUGGGAAGCAGUUCCCGUGGAAGUGGAGCCCUCACCGGAAGGCCAACUACGACAGCAACUGGGCGAGGCCACGGGAGAUCAGUAUGAUUACAUCUACUUUGAGGGCGCGAGUGGUGCUCUCUCUCGCCAAGUGAGAUCUACUUUGGCCAAACUACAUGUAGUGUUGGGCCACGUCACCAACGACAAGCUGAAGCGCAUGCUGCAUUUGAACGGAGCAAAGCAGCACCUCUUGGAUGCCGCAGGAGAUUUACGAUGCCAAGUAUGUCAGAAAGUCACAGCCCCGAAACCGCCCCCGCGAGUAUCCUAUGAGCGACCUCAACGCUUCAAUCAGAGAGUGGUGACAGAUGUGUUUUAUGUGUGGGAUGCCAACAACACUAAGUAUGCGGUGGUACAUGCAUUGGAUGCCUUCGCCUUGUACCAGGUGGCCACCUUGAUGCCCACCGCCCGCGCGGACCUCGUGGCCCACUUCCUGAAGAACUAUUGGUUGGCAGUGUUUGGCCCGCCCGAGGUGUUGAUGAGCGACGCUGGUUCAGAGUAUGCGGCGGCGACUGAAUCACUGCUCCGAGCAUAUGAUGUUUAUCAUGAAGUGGUGCCUCCUGGCACCAAGUGGCGAAUGGGGCUGGCCGAGAGACAUGGGGCGGUCUUGAAGUUGCUGGUGAUGAAGACUAUACAUGCCACUACCGCUCGAGGCCACAGUGAGACAAAGGAGUGUGUUGUGGCAGCAACGGCGGCCAGGAACCGCCAGAUGAGGAUCUCCGGGUUCUCACCAGUGCAGAUUGUUCUGGGCAAGGAUGUGACAGUGUCCUCUUCGUUGCUGGAGCAGAUUGAAAGGGGCCACUUCAGGUAUGUGCUCAACCAGGACUUGGUUUUCGACGAGGCGAGGCGACGAAAUGAGCAGAUUCGCCAGGCCGCCGAGCACGCCUUCGUCUGGAUGAAUGGCCACGAGACGCUGCGCAAGGCCCUCAAUGCAAAGUCCAGACACCCUCGAAUGGAGAUGCUGUAUGAAGGGGCACAAGUAUACUUCUACGAGCCGCCCUCCUCCAGAAAGGGGCUGCCAAGACGGUUGCAGGACCAGAUCUCAUGGAUGGGCCCUGCGGUUGUGGCAGCCAUCGAGAGGCGAGAAGGAAACAUCCGGAGAGUUUGGGUGCGUUACCGCACAAAAUUAAAGGGUGUUCCCUUGGAGUACAUCCGGCUGGCAGCUUUGGAAGAGGUUGAGGCGACCAAGGUUUGCCAGGAUGCCCUCAAGGAGGUGGAAAAGGAGCUAGAGGGCGGCCGCCCCGACGUCGACGAGAUGCUGGAUGAUGGCCCCCGGGACCCCGAGGAGUUGCCGGACAUCUUUGAGUUCAGUGGAGAUGAGGAACCCCGGGUGGAGCAGCCAGUAGCCUCAGUGUUGGAUGAUGUUCCUGCCCAGCUUCACCGAGACAGGCGAGCGUCGUUUGGCACUCCCUUGCAGCCCCGCAAGAAGGUGCGUUUUGAUGAAGGAGUCCGAGCGACCGAAGAGCACCUAAGCCGCAUGCGCGCGGUGCUUGCACCUCAGGAGCCUCAGGAACGAGCCAGAAUGUCAGCAGCAGGAGCGGCAUCCUCAAGUGCUGCCCCUUCUCCCGCACCGCCGGCUCACGCCAGUCACCGGGGAGCUGGAGUACUACAUGUUCAACGAAUGUGGCGCUUGGACGGUGCCGUGCGCGGCCAGCGAAAGAUGUUGCGAGAAGCGAAGCAACAUGGAUGGACGGUCUAUGUGGCCAAGGUCGAGAGCGUGACGCACGAAGUGGCCAAAGAGGUCGCGAACUUUUCGGCCGCAGCUCCAGAAACCGCAGUGAAGAUUGACAUGCCGGUCACCGGGAAGCCGAGGCUGGAAUAUAAGUGGGGCGCGCUUUCAGAUGAAUGGAAGCGGGCCUUUGUGGAACCGCUCAAGAAGGCAGUGGAUGUCUAUGUGGACAAUGAUGCCCUGGAGCCUGUUCCUCUUGGCCCUCCUGUGCCCCCAGAGAAAAUCUUGCCUUCGCGGUUUGUCUUGACUAACAAGAGCGACAAGGAAUCUUUGGAGGAGGCCUGCUUGAAAGCCAGAUGGGUGUUGGCCGGGCACCUGGAUAAGGAGGCGGGCCAACAUGCUACGGAGGCCCCUACCGCGAGUUUGGUGGCGCACAAUAUUGUUUGCUUCCUGAGUGCGCAGAUGAGGUGGAAGAUGAGGUAUGCGGACAUCUCGGCCGCCUUCCUUCAAGGAGAGUACCUAGACGAAGAUCGGGUGGUAUUCGUCAAGCUACCUCGUGGUUAUCCAGAUGAAGUACGUGAACAUCUGGGAGAAAGACUCAAGGCCAAGGCCCGAGGAAGCAUCAGGUUGGACCUGGUGCGCCUCACGAAGGGAGGUUUUGGACUGUCCGAAUCGCCGAGGCUAUGGUACCUCCGUUUGAAGCGGGGCCUACACGAGAUUGGGUUGCGAGAGCUGAAGUUGUCCCCGGGCACCUUUGUUUUCCAUGUUGGAGGAGCUCUUCGAGGAGUGUUAUCGAUUCACGUGGACGACCUCCGGAUCGCCUUUCAUCCGGAUGAAGAGAAGAUCCUCGACAAGCUCCAGGGAGUUUUCCGUUUUGGAGAUUGGAAGGAAGCCACCCAGGAGACGGUGAAGUUCUGUGGACGGUGGGAAAAGCAGUGCCCGGAGACCUUCCAGAUCAUCGUGACGAUGUCUGGAUAUGUGCCCAAGCUGAAGGAAGCCCCCAAUCGUCCCAAGGACGAUAGAUCCCCGCUCACCGAGGUUGAACGCAAAUGGGUGUCCUCAGUGGGGGGUCAGCUGCUAUGGAUGGCAAGGCAAGGAAGAGCCGACCUUGCCUUUGGUAUUUCCAGAGUUCAACAGCUGGCCGGUGCCAAGGACCCCACGACAAUUGCUUCCUUGAACCAGCUGGUGACCAAGGCCCGGGAGCCCUACGAGAUGAUCUUCCAGCAGGUGCCCGGGAAGAUUGAGGACCUUGUGUUCUUGGCGGUGAGCGAUGCUUCACAUGGGAGUAUGCCCAAAGGGAGAUCUCAAGGAGGGAUGAUGAUCUUGCUCGCUAAUAACGAGAUCCUUGAAGGCCCCUCGCUCGUGAACUGUGUCCUCUACCACAGCGCCGUCUUGAAAAGAGUGGUGCGGUCAAGCUUGGCUGCGGAGAUCAGCCAAGCAGCGGAGACCAUGGACCAGUGUGAGUAUGUGCGGGCGAUGUUUGCCGAGAUUUGGGACGCGGCCUUUUCGCUCCCUCAGUGGCGAUGGAGUUCAAGUAUGUGGCCGCAAAUCCUAGUGUUGGAUUCGCGAACAGGCUACGAUGUGUUGAACAGCAUCAGCAACGGCGAGGACAAGCGCCUCGCCAUUGACAUCGCCAUCCUGAAGGAGUCCUUGUACGAGCCGGACUCAAACCGUUGGGUCAGAUGGGUUCCAGGGCUCACGAUGCCAUCGGAUGGACUUACGAAGCAGUACGGCAACGACACCCGUGACCGCGUGAUGCAAGGUGGCCCAUGGUGCGACAAGGGGACUCUCUUUAGUGCUGAUAUGGCGCAGCGUCUCCAAUCGGGGUUGGUGUCGAAGUAUGCAUCAAGCUCAGACGCUGCUUUUGCCAUUCCCC